CCUAUUUAAAUGAACCCCAGAACUAAAUAAGUUCAUAUUUCUUUACUAGGUCUAAGAAGCAGCAUGAUUACUAAAGUAGUUUUGAUUUGUCUCCUGGUUAAUAUAUGCUACGGUUGGGGGGAUCCAAGUGAUGCUGAACCGUUCAAACCCUACUGGAACCCUGUGUACAGCUGGAUAUACUCAGAUAUUAGAUGUCAACCCUACUAUCUCCAGCAUACAGAUAGAUACUAUUGUACAGAUCAGGGGGAAGUCAGAUGUGUAAAUGGCUGGUCUGGGAAGAACUGUGAUGAACCAGUUUGUAUAAACGGAUGUGAGAAUGGGAAAUGUGUUGCUCCAGAUAUUUGCAGGUGUGAUAUGGGAUACCAAGGAAACUCCUGUCAACGUUGUAUAAUACACCCAGGUUGCCAGCAUGGGACAUGUGAGGAAGCCUUUGAUUGUAAUUGCAAGGAGGGUUGGGUGGGUUUGGAUUGCAGCAUUGCAAUCUGUUCACCAGGAUGUAGUUCAACUUUUGGAAGCUGUGAUUUUCCUGGAGAUUGUAAUUGUAAACAUGGAAGUGGAUAUACAGGAGAAAACUGUACAGAAUGCACUACGUUAGAAGGAUGUAAGAACGGAUACUGUAAUGAACCUGGAGAAUGUAUUUGUCAGGAAGGAUAUUCUGGUGAACUAUGUGAUAUUCCAGUCUGUAGAGACGGAUGUGAUCCAUUGAAUGGUUACUGCGAAAAUCCGUACGAAUGCAUCUGUACUUUGGGUUAUGCCGGGUACACAUGUACUGAAUGUGUACCCUAUCCAGAAUGUGAGCAUGGUACAUGCAUUCUUCCUUGGCAAUGCAACUGCGAAACGGGGUUCACAGGACUUUAUUGCAAUGAAACUUUGACAUAAGAGAAAACAGUUAGCAUUAUGGUGCAGCACAUGAAUUUGAUACUGAUGAGAAUUUAUUAAUUUAACAAAUAAAAUUUCAAAAUGAUAA
This is a messenger RNA of Eurytemora carolleeae, 967 nucleotides long. Its product is annotated as delta-like protein C. The record is from RefSeq and is a predicted model, not a curated record. NCBI's taxonomy places the organism in Eukaryota, Metazoa, Arthropoda, Copepoda, Calanoida, Temoridae. The transcript is spliced from 11 exons. Gene Ontology annotation, biological process: cell communication. Bases 64 to 879 code for a protein of 271 amino acids. Gene Ontology annotation, cellular component: membrane.